Messenger RNA from Ilex paraguariensis (yerba mate), 486 nucleotides. NCBI's taxonomy places the organism in Eukaryota, Viridiplantae, Streptophyta, Magnoliopsida, Aquifoliales, Aquifoliaceae. The record is from the annotation of a GenBank genome assembly.
AUGAAGCAGUUUGUAGCAGCACGCAGAAAGUCAAACGUUUAUUGUGUUAUCAUAGAAUAUCUCUUAGAGGGGUCUUUGAGGGCAUUCUUGCACAAGCUUGAGCAAAAAUCUCUUCCCUUACAAGAAUUAACCACUUUGGCUUUGGAUAUAGCUUGUGGAAUGGAGUACAUACACUCGCAAGGUGUUUUUCAUAUGAACCUCAUAUCUGAGAAUAUACUUAUUAAUCAAGAAUUCCAACUGAAAAUUGCUGAUUUUGGAAUUGCUUGUGAGGAGGUAUACCGUGAUCUUCUGGCAGAUGACCCAGGUAAUUAUCGUUGGAUGCCACCUGAGAUGAUCAAACGAGUGGGAAGAGAUUUACUGCAUUCAAGCAGGGAACCUCUAGACAUGAAUUUGAGACCAGUUUUCCCUAGGGACUGUCCUCCUGCCAUGGGAGCUUUAAUUGAGAAAUGUUGGUCUCUGAAACCCGAGAAGAGGCCCGAGUUCUGA